AUGCCUGAACAAUGGGAUAUAACCUAUAAAAAGAUGACAUUACUUCGAAUUAUCAUUGUUACAUCAGCCAAUACUACUUUAUGGUGCUUAUCAGCGCCAAGUUUUUGUGUUAGUAGUGAAAACCAACUUAGUUUAGCUUUGAAGAAGAUUUUUGCAAGAACAAGAAUAAAAUGGCAGAAUUACACGAACCAAUCUGUUAUUGAUGUUAUUGUUGUUGUUGUUGUUGUUAAUUUUGUUUUGUUCUUGUUGCAGAACAACUUAUAG
Messenger RNA from Echinococcus granulosus, 264 nucleotides. RefSeq lists its product as hypothetical. The record is from RefSeq and is a predicted model, not a curated record. The coding region runs from base 1 to 264 and encodes 87 amino acids. The transcript has 3 exons. Lineage: Eukaryota; Metazoa; Platyhelminthes; Cestoda; Cyclophyllidea; Taeniidae.